Molecule: messenger RNA, 2710 nt
Organism: Vitrella brassicaformis
Lineage: Eukaryota; Vitrellaceae
Source: the annotation of a GenBank genome assembly
UCUGACGUCUUCCAGUUUUUCGUACCACGACAGACCCUCAGGCUGCAUGCCGUUGCGCUAUGAGUUAAUGUAUUUCACACGCCCCGUUUGGUGGAUGAUUGAGGGAUGAGUGAGUCGGCAUCGAAGCGGCAGAGGCGGUCGGCGGAGAGAGAAGAGGAUGACUCGAAUGACGGACACCAGGAGGCCGUGAUGGACACCGACGGCCAGCAGCAGCAGCAGCAGCAGCAGCCGGCGGCCACAGCAUCGCACACCACACACAGCAUAGACCUGGAGGCCUUCGCACAGCAAUUCAGCCAAAUCGUAAGAUGCACCGAAGGAAACACUGGCAAACACAUCCUCACUGUCUGCUCUCUCUGUGUCUGUGUGGUGUGUGUUGUCCGCUCAGCCGGUUGUCGUCGCCAACGUCUUUUCUUUCGUGUCGCUUCAUUUGGUGGCGGCGCUGCCCCAGCGGCUGUGGUGCCACGUCGGCUGCCAGAUCACCCAGCUGGUCAUGGACACCCACGACACGGCCGAGCGGCGCUUCUGGUGCGGCCUCUCAUUCGCUGACGCCUUCGAGUGGGGCCGGCGGCUCACACGGCUCAGGUCCAUUGUCGUCAAGUACCCCUGGACCUUGACGCUCCCUGGUCGGCAGCGACACACUUAUGAGUACCGCAAUCUGUCGCCGGUGAUCGAGAAGCUCGUCACGGCAUUGGUGGAGGGGCACAGUGAGGGGCGGAGAGGCGCAGCGGCCACAGCAGCCGGGCAGCCGGCGCCAACCACCUUGGAGUCCAUCGACAUCAGCGAGGGAUCGAUCAUAACCGGCGACAAGGCCGAGGGCCGCGAUAUCCGAGCUGCGACAGAGCCGUCGGCGGCUCUCUCCCCGCCCCUCAACCCGCCCCCCACCCUCACAUCCCUCACGUCCAUUAUGAUCCCGGGAUAUGGGCCCUCCUGUCCCGGCCACGGGCGCCACUGGCAGCUGCCGUCGCUUGAGACAGUCCAGGUGGUGCGAGGGACGGUGUAUCCGGAGAUGUUGGGGGGGCUGGUGGCCACGUCACGGUGCCUCAAGGAGCUGCACGUGGAAUGCAGUACUUACGCCAUGGCGGACUCGCUGCGGCGCAUCCCCACGGCCACGGCCGGCCAGCCGGGGCCGCUGUCACAGCUGGAGGACAUCGGGACCCUCAGGAUGUCUAGCGCUGAUAGUCUGGAGGGUCUUCAGGUAUGCGACGAACGAAACAAGAUUCACAAAAUCAGAGAGAGUGGGCGAGAGCUUCUUUGUGAUGUGCGUGUCUAUGUGUAGGCCGUCCUCGUCGACCGUGGCUGCCGCUCCAUCAAGAAGCUCAGCGUCAAGCUCGAGGGCUCCUACAUCACAAGCAGCAUCUUCGCGACCCUCUCGGCCAUCGAGAGCUUCGCCCGUGCCGUCUGUGUGAGCCCCGACAUCGUCGACAUCAAGAGGGCAGAUGACUUCGACCUGUCCCUCCUCUGCGACGUCCCCACCCGCCCGGAGCCCUCACUCUUCGUGCAGAAGCACAUCCAGCAGCUGGCAGCCGGCGCAGCCUGUGUGGCCUUCGACGUCGACCCCCAGCACUUCGCCACCCCUCUCGACACGCCCAGCCCCGCUGCCAUCGUCCUCGCACAGUGCCUGACCUUCCCCAACGUGAAGGAUGUGGCGGUGGUGGACCAGGACGAUUGGGAGCCUGACGAUGACGGCGAACUCGACGUUUACGCCGGCGACGAGCUCGACGAUGACGCCGGACAGCCCGACCCACUUGUGCUGGACAGCAUACCCGACAAUGCAUUCCCGGACGCAUCAGGUCUCCGGUGCCACAGCCGCAAGGGGCUCGCGAUUGGCCGCAGGCUGCUGACCAAGAUGCCGGCGGUCAAACGCAUUACACUGGGGAGGUCGACAGAGGAGCAAGCGGUGGGGAUGCUGCAGGCGGUGGGUGGGGAGAGGGACCUCGAGUGUUUUGAGGCCACAAGCGUGACUGGCGUGGGUGAGGGGGGACUGACGUGGGGCGACAUGGCCGACCAGCUGCCGACCAUCAAACGGCUGGAUCUUCGUGUAGAAGGUGAGCUGCCACCUAUCGCCUCCAUUCACAUGCACGCCCAUUGUGUCUUGUAUGUGCCCGUCUGUCUGCCCAUUGGAUGUCAUGUCUGCCUUCCUGUCUGUGUGCAGUGCCUGAGGAUUUGGGCGAUGGCGAUGCCGCUGGCGAGUUCGGCAUUGCCUGCGUCAAGUCGCUGCUCAAGAUCCGCGGCAUCGAGGAGCUCAAGUUCGCGGUGCGGCCAGCCGAUACCUUCAAGCGGCUGGUGGAGGAACGAACCAAUGGCGACACCAUCGAGGGGCUGGAGGGGCGGUUCGACAUCGAGUGGGGCUGGACGGAUGUACAUGAUGAGCGGAGUGAUGGCGAUGCCAUUGAGGGGCUGGAGGCCCGGUAUGGCAUCCGCUGGGAGGGAGAUGAGGAAGAUGCGCUCACUCUUAAACCACUCGGCACCUGACGACAAUUCUACAGGUACGGUUUGGCUGUCUUGUAUACGCGCGCGUGUCCACUGCCGGUGGUGUCUGUUGGGCUGUAUGUUUGCCUGUCAGGUCGGCCCAUGUCAGCUGAUGCGUAGAAUAGAAUGAGGUGCAGAGGGAGGGAUGUGGGGGUGCCAUGAUGGCGGGAUGCUCUCAUGCGUGGCCGCUGUGGGGUGGACUAAGUAAGCUGCAUCGCUCGUCGAUGAAUGCGUGCUGGUG